Molecule: messenger RNA, 2634 nt
Organism: Hypoxylon fragiforme
Lineage: Eukaryota; Fungi; Ascomycota; Sordariomycetes; Xylariales; Hypoxylaceae
Product: putative GMC oxidoreductase
Exons: 2
Coding region: 606-2267 (553 amino acids)
Molecular function (GO): flavin adenine dinucleotide binding; oxidoreductase activity, acting on CH-OH group of donors
Source: RefSeq, a predicted model, not a curated record
AAGAAAAGCUACACUAGAAGAACGGACGCACCUAUCUCCAUCACCUAGGUUGUCUCGUUAGUGCACAGUAGCCUACUAGUUAUGCAGUCUUUAUAAUAGGGUAAUAGGGUGGCACACUUAAGGUGGUGGGCAGCGUGGGCUAAGGUCAGUUUAUCUUUUUCCUAUCCAAGGAGUCCUCUCCUAUCUCAAGCCAGGGUCCAGCCACCAAAUAAGACCAAGAAUCUUCAAGUUUUGCAUACAGCUAUCCCUAGACCACGAGUCAUCAGACCAUUCACCGCUCGACCCACGAGAUUUGCCUGCACGUACAGGGUCCCAGACUCCCAGGAAUACUACGAACCAAUAACUUGGUGAUAAGGGUCCCCAUACUAAGCGAAAGUGAGCUAUCUUGGACCGAUUUCCGUACCGGCUUGGCAAGUUUGCUUGGUACGAAACUGUCCGAAGUUUUGCUCGAUUAAUAGGCUUGACUCGCCCGCAUGAUCGCAUGCAAAGCAGAGCAGGUCUUAGAAAAAUUAAACGCCUUGUAAAAUACAUAUUCAUUUUUUUUUUUGCAUAUACCAAACCAUAUUUAGGUAUAGAAAAGGAACCAACCGGCUAUCGAAUCGAAGAUGACUACUAAUCAGCUCCCCGUCUCCGACUCCGAUAAGUACGAUUAUGUGAUCGUCGGCGGUGGCACAGCCGGCUGUGUCGUUGCCGCAAGGCUCGCCGAGUAUCUUCCGCACAAGAAUGUACUCCUGAUUGAGGCUGGUCCCAGUGAUUUCAUGGAUGACCGUGUCUUGGAUCUCAAGAAAUGGCUGAACCUUCUCGGUGGUGAGCUCGAUUAUGAUUAUGGCACCACUGAGCAACCUAAUGGCAACUCAUUUAUUAGACAUUCAAGGGCAAAGGUCCUAGGAGGUUGCUCCUCUCACAACACCCUCAUCUCCUUUAGACCAUUUCAAUAUGACAUGGAUAUUUGGCAAUCGUUAGGGGCGCGAGGUUGGACAUUUCCUACUGUCAUGAAAGCGUUGGAUAGACUGAGGAACACUGUUCAGCCGGUUCACGCCAAGCACCGCAACCAGCUAUGCAAGGACUGGGUCAAUUCGUGUAGCACAGCUCUGGACAUUCCGGUUGUAAAUGACUUUAACAAGCAAAUUUCGCAAACUGGAUCCUUGAAGCCUAGUGUUGGGUUUUUCUCAGUGAGCUACAACCCCGACGAUGGAAGACGAUCCAGUGCAUCUGUUGCCUACAUUCACCCUAUUCUCCGGGGCGAAGAGAAGCGAUCGAACCUCACGAUCCUGACCAAUGCGUGGGUAUCCAGCAUCAACGUCAAUGGAGAUGAUGUCAGUGGCGUGACCCUGACCUUGAAGGAUGGCUCAACUCGCACGGUCAAGGCGAAGUCGGAGACGAUACUAAGCGCAGGAGCUGUAGAUACCCCUCGUCUUAUGAUGCUUUCAGGCAUCGGACCCAAGAAGCAACUGUCAGAUCUCGGCAUACCCGUUGUUCGCGAUAUUGCAGGUGUUGGUGAGAAUCUGCAGGACCACCCCGAAAGCAUCAUCAUGUGGGAAUUGAAUAAGCCCGUACCGGCGAACCAGACAACUAUGGAUUCCGACGCAGGCAUCUUCUUGCGCCGUGAGCCAGCUGGGGCUGGAGCCAAGAAAACGGCUGCGAACCCAGAGGGUCUUUCUGAUGGAGACAUCGCUGAUGUCAUGAUGCACUGUUAUCAGAUCCCUUUCACACUCAACACUUUGCGGUUAGGAUACCCCGAUAUUAAAGAUGGAUACGCGUUCUGCAUGACGCCCAACAUCCCGCGGCCGCGAUCCCGGGGCCGACUUUACCUUACAUCUGCGGAUCCAAAGGUCAAGCCCGCCCUAGACUUCCGAUACUUUACAGACCCGGAAGGGUACGAUGCGGCUACUCUAGUAUUCGGCAUGCGAGCGGCACGCAAGGUAGCAGAGCAGGCGCCAUUCAAGGACUGGAUCAAGCGAGAGGUUGCCCCUGGGCCGCAGGUACAAACCGACGAGGAAUUGAGUCUCUAUGCGCGCAAGGCAGCACACACUGUGUACCAUCCUUGCGGAACGACCAAGAUGGGCGACACGAGCAAGGAUGAGCUAGCGGUCGUUGACGAGAAGCUCAAAGUAAAGGGGCUAAAGAAGUUGCGCAUCGUAGAUGCUGGAGUGUUCCCUACCAUUCCCACCAUCAACCCUAUGCUGACAGUAUUGGCCGUUGCUGAGAGGGCUGCCGAGCUCAUUGCCGAAGAGGCCAAUGCUCAGAAGGAGAGGGCCAGACUAUGAUCGGUGAACUCUUGUCUUACCGGUUGGAUGUUCAUUAAUGCCAUAGAAGGAUGAAGUUGGUGAGAUUAAGCCGCGGAGUUGGAUAUAAGAAAAACAAGCUGCCGCACACGUUGGAAAUGCCCCCAAUUAGAAUGAACCGCAUGGAUACCUGAAAACCCAACCAUGUAUUUUGUAAGAUUCCUGUAGCUACAUCAAGAACGAUAGUUAUAGCGUUAUGUAGAUCAUUUUUUGAAAAAAAAAAAGCACAAGCUGGAUAGUCAAUAUUAUAUAUAUCUAGUAUAUAUCUAGAAAUUUUACUAGAAUAAUGUUAUGAAAUCCCUGGGCUAGAGCGGACGUACGAAGUAUUGCUUGAAGACUGGUAUGUAGA